Molecule: messenger RNA, 738 nt
Organism: Diaporthe citri
Lineage: Eukaryota; Fungi; Ascomycota; Sordariomycetes; Diaporthales; Diaporthaceae
Exons: 3
Coding region: 1-738 (245 amino acids)
Biological process (GO): positive regulation of proteasomal ubiquitin-dependent protein catabolic process; ubiquitin-dependent protein catabolic process; protein polyubiquitination
Cellular component (GO): ubiquitin ligase complex; cytoplasm
Molecular function (GO): ubiquitin conjugating enzyme binding; zinc ion binding; ubiquitin protein ligase activity
Source: RefSeq, a predicted model, not a curated record
AUGGCACGCCCAUACCACUCCACCGCCAACUUGUCAGACGUCAAAAACUUCCUCAAAAGGGCAAAGGACAAGACCAGGCAGGCCUUCCAUCGAAGUCAUGAAACCAUCUCUUGCUCAUGCUGUUACGACGACCACCCUCCUAAAGACCUCGUCAGGUUGCCCUGCCAGCACAACUAUUGCAAGCAGUGCUUCCACCAGCUCGUCCUGAACGCAAUCCAGGCAGAAGCCAACUGGCCGCCCAGGUGCUGCGGCGCCGCCCCCAUCGACCACAACACCUGCCUCAAGAACACCCCCCGGGCCCUCACCAGCAUGUACAAGCAGAAGCGGCUCGAGUACUCGGUGCCGAUCGGCCAGAGGUACUACUGCCCGGCGCCGGACUGCGGCCUCUUCGUCCCCGCGGACAAGGACAACACGCCGUUCCGCCGGGCGCGGUGCAAGGCGAAGCACGCCACCUGCAUGGACUGCGGGCAGGCGGCGCACGCGGACGCGGUGCAGUGCCCCAGGAACAAGGACAUGGAGCUCGUGCAGGGGAUCGCGCGCCUGGAGGGCUGGCGGCGGUGCUACCGCUGCCUCACCAUGAUCGAGCACACCAAGGCCUGCCGCCACUGGACCUGCGGAUGCACCGAGGGCCAGCUCAAGGCUAUCAAGAAGCGGGCGAAGCGCACUGAGGAGGAGAGGCGGUGGGAAGAGGAGAGGAAAGCAUUCUGGGAGGCACAUGCAUUCCGCGGCUUACAGUAG